AUGUGCUCUAUGAAUGACCCCUUCCCUGUUCCAAAUGAGUGGUACCAGCCAGGUGGCCUCUUCAUUGGUGGGAUGACUUCUCAGAUAAUUUAUGCUUCCCAAGAAGUUCGCUUUCAUGAACACCCUUCUCAGAAGUUGUUUGAGGUCUCAGCUAUUGUGACAAAAUUCUACCAGCAUGCUCUUUCCUUGGCAUUUGCCAUAAAUGAGAUCAACCAAAAUCCCAUGAUCUUGCCUAACACGACACUUGGAUUCCACAUCUACGACAGCUACUAUGAUGCCAUGAUGACCUACCGAACCACUCUAGACCUGCUCUUCAAAUCGCAUACAUUUGUCCUCAACUACAGAUGUGACAGUCAUAAAAAACUCAUAGCUGUCAUCGGAGGACUUGGCUUUGAGACAUCUUCCCUUAUGGCAGACAUCUUAGGUCUCUUCAAGAUUCCACAGCUCACCUAUGGCUCCUUUCCACCAAAGAAGAAUGACUUAGGUCCUGUCCACUUUUUAUACCACAUGGUGCCAAAUGAAGCCCAUCUGUACAAGGGGAUUAUUGGCUUGUUUAACCAUUUUGGAUGGACGUGGGUUGGGCUCUUCAUUGUGGAUGAUGACAGUGGAGAACAUUUCUUGCAGACCAUGGAGCUGUUGUUUUCCCAAAAUGGAAUCUGUUCAGCCUUCAUACAAAGAAUCCCACAGGCACCCAAUUUGGAUGAUUUAGAUACAGUUGUUGACAUAUUCUCAAGUAAUUAUAUAGAUUUCACAGAUGACAAAGCCAAUGUCUUUAUCAUCUAUGGGGAAUCUAUGACAAUUGUAUGGCUGAGAACCAUUACAAUUCUGCAAGAUCCUGCAAAUUGGAGAAAGACAUCAUUUAAAAAGGUGUGGGUCAUGACAAGCCAGAUUGAUUUAAUAUUGACAGGCUUUCAAAGGGGCUGGGGUCUUCAUUUAUUCCAUGGGGCAAUUUCCUUUGCAAUUCACUCAGAAGAUGUUUUAGCCUUCAAAGAAUUUCUUCAGAAAGGAAAGCCUUAUUGGGCCAAAGGAGAUGGAUUUGUUAAUGAAUUCUGGGAGCAAGCGUUUGACUGUUCAUUUCCAAAUCUUGAAGAGCCAGCAAAUGACUUCAAAGUAUGUACUGGGGAGGAGAAGUUGGAGAGUCUUCCUGGUCCUCAGUUUGACCUGCUCAUGUCUGGCCACAGCUACAGUAUCUAUAAUGCGGUCUAUGCUGUGGUUCAUGCUUUGCAUGCUGUUUACUCAAGUAGAACCAAACCCAGAGUCAUGCUGAGAAGGGGAAGAUUUGAACUUCAAGAUCUGCAGCCUUGGCAGCUCCACCUCUCUCUCAAUGACGUUUCAUUUAACAACUCAGCUGGAGAAACUAUCGCAUUUAAUGGAGAAACAGAAAUGGGAGGUGAAUUUGACAUCACUAACCUAGUUAUAUUUCCCAACAAUUCCUUCCAAAGAGUGAAAGUUGGAAGGGUCGGUCCUGGUGGUCUUGGAGAAAAAGAGUUCAUCAUUGAUGAGGACAUAAUUGUGUGGCCCAAUGGUUUUAACCAGGUGUGGCUCCUGAGUUGCUGCUAUGAUUGUGCUCCAUGCUCUGAAGGGAAGUUUGCCCACCAGACAGAUAUGGCUGACUGUUUAAAAUGCCCAGAAGAUCAGUAUGCAAGUGAUGACAAAAACCGAUGCAUCCCCAAAACUAUCACUUUUCUGCAUUACCAAGAAUCCUUAGGAAUCAGUUUAACAUCGCUUGCUGUUUCUUUUUCUGUGGUCACAGCAUUGGUGCUAGGAACUUUUAUUAAGUAUAAAAAUACACCCAUUGUCAAAGCCAACAAUCCGAACCUCACCUACACUCUCCUCACCUGCCUCAUGCUCUGCUUCCUCUCUUCUUUACUAUUCCUGGGCAAACCUGGAAAAGUGACCUGUCUUCUCCGACAACCUACCUUUGGCAUCGUAUUCUCAAUGGCUAUUUCUUGCUUGUUGGCAAAGACCACUAUUGUUUCUUUAGCAUUCAUGGCAACAAAACCUGGAUCUAGAAUGAAGAAAUGGGUGGGGAAGAAACUGACCAACUCUAUUGUCCUAUCCUGUUCUCUUAUUCAAGCAAGUAUUUGUACUGUGUGGUUGGCAACAGCUCCCCCAUUCUGUGAUUUAGACAUGCACUCAGCAAAGGAAGAAAUCAUUCUGCAAUGUAAUGAAGGGUCAGUCGUCAUGUUCUACUGUGUCUUGGGCUACAUGGGCCUGCUGGCAAUCCUCAGCUUCAUUGUGGCAUUCCUGGCCCGCAAGUUACCUGAUACUUUUAAUGAAGCCAAGUUCAUUACAUUCAGCAUGCUGCUCUUUUGCAGUGUGUGGGUUUCCUUUGUUCCAACUUACCUGAGCACCAAAGGGAAAGACAUGGUGACUGUAGAGAUCUUUUCUAUCUUAGCCUCCAGUGCCGGGCUACUAAGUUGCAUCUUUUCUCCUAAAUGCUACAUCAUUGUUUUGAGGCCUGAGUUGAACAACAGGGAGCAAAUAAUAAAGAAAAGGCGUUAA
Zootoca vivipara (common lizard) is the source of this 2505-nucleotide messenger RNA. NCBI's taxonomy places the organism in Eukaryota, Metazoa, Chordata, Lepidosauria, Squamata, Lacertidae. The record is from RefSeq and is a predicted model, not a curated record.